Polypterus senegalus (gray bichir) is the source of this 6945-nucleotide messenger RNA. It is a transcript of the gene per1b, whose product is annotated as period circadian clock 1b. The transcript is spliced from 23 exons. The coding region runs from base 590 to 4963 and encodes 1457 amino acids. Gene Ontology annotation, cellular component: cytoplasm; nucleus. Gene Ontology annotation, molecular function: transcription corepressor binding; transcription cis-regulatory region binding. Gene Ontology annotation, biological process: negative regulation of transcription by RNA polymerase II; entrainment of circadian clock by photoperiod; circadian regulation of gene expression. Lineage: Eukaryota; Metazoa; Chordata; Cladistia; Polypteriformes; Polypteridae. The record is from RefSeq and is a predicted model, not a curated record.
CGUGGAUUAGUUUUGUAGCAAACUGGGUUUAGAAGACUGGCUAUGGAGACGUCUUUUACUGGCCUACUUCAGGAAACCGUUUUCGUUGCUGCGAAGAUCUAAAAUAAACAGUGCACUUGACGUGGGCAAACACUUAUUGACAGAGUUACAUCAAGGAGAAGAAGAUCCAGAAUUCUUUGGACAAUGAGACAUAAUGAAAGAACAGAAGUUUCUUAAACCACUAGGGUGAUCAAAGUACUAUAUAAAAAUUUUGUAAUUGGAUGAUCUUGAGUCCCACCUGAACUAUAUGACCGCUGUUUAUCCUCAGCCCUCUUGUAUUUGUUUUAGCAGGUACAAAUUCAAGGAAGAUUUUUCCAAAUAUUUCAUAAAUGUUUUUUUGUUUUUUUUUUUAAAUGCUGGAUUUAUUGUACUCAAUACCAGCAUUCUGUUACAAUAAACAGAGUAUGUAAAAUUUUCAAGCUAUUUUUCUACUUCCAGUUAAUACAAAUUACAUUUUUGAACUCUGUAGAUAUUCAUAGUAAUGCAUCAGUCUUGUACUCAAGAGUGCCCUUCUUAGUGUUGCAUCCAGUGUGGUUCAGUCUGCUGAGUUAUGACUGACAGCAACUACGAUUCUGCCUGCAGUCAUGGUAAUGAUGUGCCAGCUGUGCUGCCUACUGCUGUGGCCGUUGUAGGAACCAGUUACCCUGGCAGCAGUGAUAGCCCCAGGAGUAACAUCUGCAAUAAAAAUUGCACCAGUGGCAAUUGUGACAACUGUAACUCUCUCACAAACAACAGUAGUACCAACAAAGUUGGGCCACCAAACAAUGGAGCUGGAGGAAGCACUGGAAGUGGAGUUCGGAGUGACUGGGGUUCACGGGUGCAAGUCAAGCCCCUUUGUCAACAGAAGCAGGCCACAGGAACAUCUUCUGAUGACAUGGAUGUGAACAGUAAUGGCAACUCAAGUGGGAAUGAUUCAAAUGGAGGAGAGUCAAAUGAAAAUGAAUCUCGUGGGCGCCAGUCAACACGAAGCUCCAACAGUAGCUCUAGCCGAAAUGGCAAGGAUUCUGCAAUGAUGCUGGAAACUACUGAGAGUAACAAGAGCUCAAAUUCUCAGAGCCCAUCUCCACCAAGCAGUUCGAUAGCUUACAGCUUAUUAAGCGCCAGCUCAGAGCAAGAUCAUCCUUCUACUAGUGGCUGCAGCUCUGACCAGUCGGCUCGUGUGAAAACACAAAAAGAACUAAUGAAGGCUCUAAAGGAGUUAAAGAUCCGUGUGCCAGCCGAAAGGCGAAGUAAAGGGAAACCAAGCACUCUUGCUGCACUACAGUAUGCAUUGUCAUGUGUAAAGCAAGUCAAAGCAAACCAAGAUUAUUACCACCAGUGGACAGCUGAUGAGAACCAGACAUGUAAAUUGGACUUGACUUCUUACACAGUUGAAGAACUUGAAAAUAUCACAUCGAAGUACACCCUAAAAAAUACGGACACAUUUUGUGUAGUGGUGUCUUUGCUGUCAGGGAAAAUUGUGUAUAUUUCACAUCAGGCUGCAUAUAUCCUGCGUUGCAAGGAAGAAUUCUUGAAUGGGGCCAAAUUUGCUGAACUUCUGGCACCUCAAGAUGUUAGUGUGUUUUACAGCUCAACUGCACCCUGUCAUUUACCAUCCUGGUCUGCUUGCAUUGGAACAGCUGCCCCACCAGACUGCACACAAGAGAAAUCCAUGUUCUGUCGGAUCAGUGCUGGUCGAGGUGGAGAUAAUGAGAUUCGCUAUUAUCCUUUUCGUCUCACUCCCUACCUGGUCACAUUGAGGGACCUGGACACAGCAGAUGGACAGUCAUGCUGCCUGCUGAUUGCAGAGAAGAUUCACUCUGGAUAUGAGGCACCAAGAAUUCCUGCAGACAAGCGUAUUUUCACCACAAGCCACACACCUAGCUGUUUGUUUCAAGACGUAGAUGAACGUGCUAUCCCAUUACUUGGUUAUUUGCCUCAGGAUUUGGUAGGCACUCCAGUUCUGCUCUACCUUCACCCUGAAGAUAGACCAAUCAUGGUGGCUAUUCACAAGAAAAUAUUGCAACUUGCUGGGCAGCCAUUUGACCAUUCACCAAUCCGGUUUUGCACACGCAACGGAGAAUAUGUUACAAUUGACACCAGUUGGUCCAGCUUUGUUAAUCCCUGGAGCCGGAAAGUAGCCUUUAUCAUUGGGAGACACAAAGUUAGAACGAGUCCCCUGAAUGAGGAUGUAUUUACAACACCCCGUGCUGUAGAUAUCAAGCAUCUUGAGCCUGAUAUUCAUGAGCUCAGUGGACAGAUCCAUCGUCUUCUUGUGCAGCCAGUCCAUACAAACAGCUCCCUUGGGUACUGUAGUGUUGGAAGCAAUGGAUCUCAUGAGCAAUUCCUGAGUAUUGCUUCAUCCAGUGACAGUAAUGGCAUUCCUGCAGAAGAAGCAAGAUUGCAUAAACCGAUGACAUUCCAGCAAAUCUGCAAAGAUGUGCACAUGGUUAAAAAUCAAGGUCAGCAAGUCUUUAUAGAGUCAAGAACCAAACCUUUACCAAAGAAAUCCAGUUCCACAGGUAAUGAUGCUCCUAAGCAAGCAACCAGCAAACCAAAGCAGAUAACAUGCGUUUCCCCGGCUUCUGCCUUAGUAGAAACUGUCAGAAAGGAAGCUCCCUCCACCUAUUCCUACCAGCAAAUCAACUGCUUGGACAGUAUUAUUAGGUAUCUGGAAAGUUGUAAUGUUCCCAACACAGUGAAGAGGAAGUGUGGCUCCUCUUCUUGCACAGCUUCUUCAAACUCAGAUGAUGACAAGCAGAAGAUGGGAGAAGACGGACCAAAUAUUAACAAAGGCUCCGUGGUGGAGUUGGGGACCCCAGGAGGUAAUAAGGAGUCGAAGGGGACAGCUCACCCCCUCACCCCUCUGGCGCUUCCCAGUAAAGCGGAGAGUGUAGUUUCCAUCACAAGCCAGUGUAGCUUCAGCAGCACCAUCGUUCAUGUUGGGGACAAGAAACCACCGGAGUCAGAUAUUGUAAUGAUGGAGGAAGCCCCGGCCACGCCUGUGCAACCACAACCUGCUGCUCCAGCAAGUGCUACAAGCCAGCCCCUGGAUAAGGACUCAAAAGACCCAUACCGUAAGGUUGGACUUACCAAGGAGGUGCUGUCUAUUCACACACAAAAAGAAGAACAGGCUUUUCUCAGUCGUUUCAAAGAUUUGAGUCGGCUUAGAGUCUUUGAAUCACCAUGUGAGCAACAACAAGUUGGGCGGUCAAAGACAGGUGUCCGAAAUUCCAGGCACUAUCCAGCAGCAGGCAGCAGCAGCCGGCGAGGGAGAGGUGGGAAGUCAAAGGCCAAGCGUCUGAAACAUCAUGAAUCUUCUGAGCAUGCCAUGUGUAGUGGUGGCGGUUCAGGCAAUCGAGGCCAGUCUGCAUCAUCCCCAAACUUGCCACAGUGCUCUACUUUUCAUUCAGCUCUACCUGGUCCUUCUUCUGUCUCUUGGCCCCCAUCUGUUACUUCACAGGCCAGUUUGCCACCGCUGCCUUUCCCUGGAGUCUUGCCAACAUACUCUAUACCCAUGUUUGCCCAGAGAGAUUCUUUGCCAUCUGCCCCCCAGCUUGCACAGGGAACAUUUACAGAAACUCAGAGUGGCACAUGCUUUCCAAUGCAGCCUGUCCCUUCUCAGUAUCCCUCUCCAAUAGUUACUCCAAUGGUGACAUUUGUACUGCCAAAUUACAUGUUUCCACAACUUAAUGGCACUCUUCCACAGCCAUAUUUUCCAAACCAAAUGUUUUCUUUCACAUCAGCAGGUACAUCUACUUCUAAUAUGCCCAGCGCUCCUACUACCACCAUGAUACAACCCAAUACACAAGAGCUUAGUUCAACAAGUGUAGCCCCACCGUUACCUCUACAGGAGACUGCAAAACCAUAUUCCUGCUGCAGUACACCGCCAUCAAGCAGUCAGCCCCCUAAUGAUCGGGAGGAGGCAGAAUCCCCACUGUUUGAAUCUCGCUGCAGCUCUCCUCUUCAGCUAAACUUAUUGCAGCUUGAGGAGACAACAGCAGGGAACCGACUGGAAAUGACUUCUUCUGGCACCGGGGUACAAGGCCAAGUUUCUGGAAGUGGCUCAGGAAGUGGAAAUGCCAACACUGUUCCCGAGUGGCCAGGAGCACAAGCUGGAGGUGUAAGCGGGAAAGCAUGCCCAAGAAAUGAUGGCAACAACCAGAAGGAGAAUGAAAAUCAUGGAGAAGCAAAUGAAUCGUUUAACCAGGAUGCUAUGUCAAGCUCCAGUGAUCUCCUGGACCUUCUACUGCAAGAAGACUCGAGAUCUGGCACAGGAUCUGCAGCAUCUGGGAGUGGGUCAGCUGUUUCUGGCUCCAUGGGCUCAGGCUCUAAUGGCUGUAGUACCUCUGCUUGUGGAACAAGAAGCAGUCAGAGUAGUCAUACCAGUAAAUAUUUUGGCAGCAUCGACUCCUCUGAGAAUGAUAAUAACAACAAGAAGUGUGUCAGUGGAUUGGCAACUGAAAGUGAUCAGUUCAUCAGAUAUGUACUUCAAGACCCGAUUUGGUUGCUCAUGGCCAAUACAGACGAGAAGGUCAUGAUGACUUACCAGCUGCCUGUCAGGGAUAAGGAGACCAUCCUUCGAGAGGACAGGGAAAAACUGAAAGCUAUGCAGAAGCAUCAGCCACGAUUAACAGAAGAACAGAAGAAAGAGCUCUGUGAAGUGCAUCCAUGGGUGAAAACUGGCCGCUUACCCAAAGCCGUCAACAUUUCAGCGUGUGUAGGAUGCGGGAUAAGCUCGUCUGUUGCAGUGGCAACCCCAUUUGAUGUGGAGCUCCAUGAGAUGGACCUGAGUGGUAUGCUGGAUUCUGGAGAGGAAGGCUGCCACAAAGGGAACGUCCCUGCAGAAACGGCAAUGGAGGAGGAGGAGGAGGAGCUGGAAGACCAAGAAAUGCCUUCAGCAGAGCAGGAGAUGGAGAGUACGUCACAACAGAGACAUGAAUGAGUCUUUAACACGUCGGAAAUUACAAUUUGAAAAGCCAACAAGUCAGGCUUCAGACUGUAAGAUGUUUUGUAUAUAUUUAUAUAAAAGAAAAAAAAGUGCUGAGUUGUCCCAAAUACUAAAAACACUAUUUUUUGAGAGAUGACAGUUUUAUUUUUUUUAAUGACUUCUGAUGAAUGGAACGUUUUUGAUUCCUUUUCCAUUUCUGUGGACCAUUUGAUGGAAAAAUCAUCUUCUUGUGAGCACAGGGGGGGUUUGUGGGGGCAACAAAAGCUGCCUCAGUGCCGCUAUCACUGUACCACUUCCAUGCUGGCAGUGCUACAGUAAUGAACAUCUCGGAUGGCUGUAAGACCUUCCAAAGAUGUGCUAUGGAAGUGUAACUUUUUUUUAUCAACAAAAGAAAAAAGCUGUUAACAGACCAGUGACUUGGUGAACUGCGAUUUUCAUGGGUACCACAGCACGAAAACUUCAAGGAGCACGAAUCACGACAGCUUUAUGUGGGAUUGGUGUAAACGUCCUCCUCACUUCCCAGAAACCCGAGCCCUGCACCAGAGUUCAGUGGUGUGUACAGAAGUGCUGACGAUGCUUUGACUCCCGAUGGCGCCGCAUACGAGUGGACGAGACUCUCCGCACAGACAGCAAUCUUUUUUUCUAGGAUGUUGUGUUUUUGUUUUUUUUUAAGUGUUUCUAAAAAGUUCGGUUUUGUCAGUUUUUACUGUCUUUCUGUACAUUUAUUUAAUGCAAUGUUUGGAAUCCACUGGUGUUAGACAAUCAUUCUGUUUUUAUACUGAAGAAACAACUGAACCCCCCACAAUGCAGCAGGUACACGCGUGUCUGCAGUCUCCAUUUUAGUUAACAGCUUAUUGUUUUUCAGAAGGUGACAAUACAGUAGUGAUCUGCUUUGUUUACCGGGACCACAAAUGUGCUCACUGCAUUACGAGAAGCACAUCAGCGUUCUGCAUAAUCUUCUGCCAAGUCCUCACUUGCUAAAAUAUCAGCACCCACCCGUCAGAUGUAGAACAGUGAGCUCCACACCCCACCACAUUGUGCCAACUGCACACAGAUUCAAAACCAGCCUGCUGUAGCUGUUGGGCAGCGGCACCACCCAUUUAAGAUCUGAACCAUUUCUUGAGCCAAAACACAAGAAGGUCCAUUGCUUAGCAGUGGCUACUUUUUGGAAAGUGCCAUGUAGGUUGGUUUAUAGAGAAUUAGGGCAGUGUGUGGCAUUUGUAUGAACUGGUUUUACACCAACGCUAUUCUGGGAUCUGCCCAUUCCUGCUGUUCAAAUGGACUCCAGCAUUCCAUUGCCAGAACCUGUGGACGAGGCUUUAUUCAACUAAACAAGUCAUUAGCCACAAAACCUUACAAUUUAAUUAGAAACGACAAGCUGCCUUCUUAUGCAUUUAUCCAUCACCCUGACGUGAUUUACUUUAGGAAACUGGGCAUAGGCUUGUCGUUCUUGAUGCCUAACAGCUGAUCACUGCCCGCCCUUGAGCCCCUAACACCUGCUCACUGCCCCAUUCUGGGGGGCUUACUGACUUAAACCGCAGUCCAGCUCUGAAGUCGAGUUGCCAAGUGGUCAGUCAGUAUUUGGCACUGCUUUAGAAAUCGGGCGCACUUUUAGAAUAAACAGAAUCCAUGAAUUCAGUUGUCAUUCAGGGCAACCAUACUAAAGAAAAAGGUUAUGCCAGGGAGAGGAGAGGAUUCCAGCUGGUCCCCCAUCACGCUGAUUGUCUAAUCAAAGGGUACAUUAAAGGGUACAUUAGAGCAUCAAAUUAGAGGAACAAGAACGGCCCAUCGUUAAACAGGAACUUCAAGGCAAGCGAAAGGGAGACCAACUGCUUGCAGCCGGCACUGCACUUCAUCAAAAGUCCCAUUUGCUUCACAAGAUGCAAAGCCAGGACUUCAGUCGAAGCGCGUCCCAUCUGCAGGUUUUCUGGUUAUAAGAAAUGUAUUUUAUUUUUGUCGAUGGGUUAUUUGUCAAA